Messenger RNA from Rhagoletis zephyria (snowberry fruit fly), 3478 nucleotides. RefSeq names its product prickle (gene pk). Lineage: Eukaryota; Metazoa; Arthropoda; Insecta; Diptera; Tephritidae. The record is from RefSeq and is a predicted model, not a curated record. Gene Ontology annotation, molecular function: zinc ion binding.
GCCAAUCAGCCGCACGCCGCUGACACAGGUUUCAUAUUUGCAGAAAAUACCAACACUGCCGCGCCACUUUUCGCCCAGUGCAGCAGCCGCAGCAGCAGCAUCGGCCGGAGGUAUUGGUGCGCCAGGUGUAACACCAUCACUACUCGCAACCGGUGGCUUACCCAGUAGCUCAUCUGCCAGCGCUUUGUACAGCCCGAAUGCCACAGGCCUGCCAACAUCUCCACUGCCACUACAGCGUCAAUUUCAUCACCCGCCACCACCGCAACAGCACCAACCGCCAUUGCCGCCGUCAUCUCAUCUCCCUCAAUUGCAUCAACAAUAUUUGCCACCACAUCAUCAGCUGCCGCCACCAGCGCCGCCGCAUUGCUCGCCUUCAAUCGGCAUGUUGGCGCAUCACGCACCGCCACAGUAUUCACCGGCACAUUCCGCGCACUCCUCCUCGUCCAAGUAUUCGACCUCAUCGCUGAAACACCAGCAUCAACAGCAGCAUGGUAUGCAGCCGCACGCUCUGCAGCAACAACAACAACAACAACAGCAGCAGCACCAACAUGCGCCGCACCAGCUAUCGCCGGCGAUUUCAUCACCUUCACCACCUUCGCUGCUACACCAUCCGUCGUCGGCGCAUCCGCCCUUCCAGCUAGUCGGCCAUCAGCAGCUCGACAUGCAACGGCAUUCGCAUUCGGACGAUGACAGCGGCUGUGCACUGGAGGAGUACACAUGGGUGCCGCCCGGUCUGAGACCGGAUCAGGUACGCUUGUAUUUCUCACAAAUACCCGAUGACAAAGUGCCAUACGUGAAUAGUCCGGGAGAGCAGUAUCGAGUACGACAAUUACUACAUCAACUUCCACCACACGACAAUGAGGUUCGUUACUGUCACUCAUUGACGGAUGAGGAACGCAAGGAACUUCGCCUAUUCUCCACACAACGAAAACGUGACGCACUUGGACGUGGCAAUGUCAGACAGUUGAUGAGUGCGCGCCCGUGUGACGGUUGUGACGAAUUGAUUUCUACCGGUGACAUAGCUGUGUUUGCCACACGUCUAGGUCCGAAUGCCUCUUGGCAUCCGGGUUGCUUCAUUUGCUGCAUCUGCCAUGAGCUGCUAGUCGAUCUCAUUUACUUUCAUCGCGAUGGCCGACUGUACUGUGGACGUCAUCAUGCGGAGACAUUGAAGCCGCGCUGCUCCGCCUGUGAUGAGAUAAUCCUAGCUGAUGAAUGCACCGAAGCGGAAGGACGUGCUUGGCAUAUGAACCACUUCGCGUGCCAGGAGUGCGAGAAGCAGCUUGGUGGUCAACGGUACAUAAUGCGCGAGGGCAAACCCUAUUGUCUGCUCUGCUUCGACGCCAUGUUCGCUGAAUACUGUGACUACUGCGGCGAGUCCAUCGGCGUGGAUCAGGGGCAAAUGAGUCACGAUGGCCAGCAUUGGCACGCGACGGACGAGUGUUUCUCCUGCAAUACUUGCCGCUGUUCGCUUUUGGGGCGCGCAUUUUUGCCACGUCGUGGUUCCAUCUACUGUUCGAUUGCAUGCAGCAAAGGUGAGCCGCCCACACCGUCGGACAGCUCAGGCACUGGCAUGUACACCACACCGACGCCACCAACUCAGCGAGUGCGCCCACAUACGCACAUUCCCAGCAGUCACGCAUCAAGUUCGCCGCCAAUGUCGCCGAUGCAGCAACAACAACACCAACAGAGCUUUAGUCAAGCAAUGUAUCAGUUGCAGAGUCAGCAAAUAGCGGCGGGGAUAGGUGGAAGUGGCGAUGCCGCUGGCGGCAGUGUUAGUGAUAGCAGUCCUGGGAGGGUUGGCGGAGAAAUAGGUGGGCUCGAGAGUAUGCCAGCAGGCAUGAGUGCGGCAGGAAUGAGCGCCGCAGCCGAUAUGACGCUUAUGGAGGCAACCAAACAGAGUUACCAAACUUCAGACUCGGAUGGCGGCGUAGUCAAGGAUAUGGAGCGCGCAGCCGGUAGUCGCGGCACUGGAGACUUUACCGACUUUUCUGGUGGCGCACCAUCUACUUCAUCGCAGAAUCUAUCGCCACUGCUAUCACCAGGCGAAUACACUCAUUUGAUGCCCAAACCAAUGGAACUUAAAUCGGAGGCGGCCUACAACUUCAAUGAGAUGGCGCUAAACUUGGAUGCCGCUUGGCCUGCCAAACCGCCGCAUAGUGGCUCACACACAUACAAUCUGCCGCGUCAUAUGCAGCAUGUUUCGAAAAUGGAGAGUUCCAUGGCCUCUAGCAUGCCCGAGCUGACAGGCCGCCAACCCCCGAUAGGUCCACAUUUGGGCGCUCAUACCUCCUCGCAGCAAUUUGCACAAGACUACAGCGAAGUGAUCACUUCUCCGUUAAAUUCCGAUAUCGCUGAGCUACCCACACCCAACUUGUCGGUCGCCUCUACCGCGUUGCCACCCGAAUUGAUGGGAUCACCUACUGCAUCUGGCGGCGAGCGCUCAAUUACCUCGCCGCAGUCCAUGCAAUCUGGUCAAGCGCCCGCGCACCCAGUAUCCAUACUUAGUGGCGCAUCUUCUUCGUCGCCUAUGAGCGGCGCAACCGGCAGCGGUGAGGUGAAGAAGAAAGGUGUGCGCUUCGAGGGCAUACCAGCAGAUACGCUUUCGCGUUCACGUAGCUAUUCUGGCAAUGGCGCGGGCACCGGUGCUGGUGGCUGCGGUGGUGGCGGUGAUGGUAGCAGGCACAAAGACAGCGCCGGUGGCAGCGCCGAACGUUCGUCCAGCAGCAGCGGCCAUACAUCGCGACGGAAACGUCGUCGCAAAUCAUCAAGUCAUCGCAACAGCGGCUAUCGUUCACACUCAACAACGCGCGCUGACACUUAUGUAACUGCGCAGCCGCUAUCCUCGUCCUAUCAAAGUCCACCUUCAGUGCUGCAAUCCGCUUCAGAAUCGCAAGUUGGCGGGAGCACGAUAGCUGCACAACAUGGCGCACAUUGCGGUGACGAUGAAUCGGACGAUGCCUCAAGCGUUUGCUCAACAUGUUCGUCAUCCUCAUCCUCCUCCGAAGACUACAUGAUGAUGUAUCAACUGCCGCAGCGGCGACACUAUGGCGGUGUGCGUGUAAGCUAUGUGCCCAAUGAUGCGCUUGCUUACGAUCGAAAGCGCAAGCCGGGCGAUAUGAGCGAUAAGGACAAGAACUGCAUCAUUUCGUGAUGCGCUGGUGUAAAAUGGGGGGUAACACGCAGUGCAUUUGGGCAGCCUCAGGAGCCAUUAAAGUCUUGUCAGAGCAUCUUGAGGCAAAGAAGUGGACUACAAAAGCCGACGGCAAAACGAGGCAGUUGCUGCUGUAAGGCGGCAUCAAACAAAAGCAAACAAAACAAAAAGUACAACAAAAUUCAAAAGUAAAAAGAGGCAUCAGUCAUUAAAGCUUAAUACCAUUGCUUCCAGGCAUACAGUGACACGGCGACGGCGGGUAUCAAAGCGUUUUAUUUUUUAUUUUUUUUGACGAAAACAAAACUAAUGAAUCUUAAAUAAAUUUAU